AUGCCUAUGCCUUCAACUGGUAUCAUUAUGCUUUGGCUGCUCUCGGGCAUUGCCAUCAUUAACUCUUGUGUUAAUGGUUAUGAUGGUUCUAUGAUGAAUGGGAUGCAAUCGCUCGCUCAAUGGCAAAGCUACUUCAACACGCCAGAUGGCCCCACCUUAGGUCUACUCAAUGCUAUUUUUAAUGCCGGGGGUACUGUCGGUGUCUUCUUUGCUCCAUACGUCACAGACAAAUUGGGAAGACGGCUUGGUAUCGCGAUUGGAUCCGUUAUUAUCCUCAUUGGCGUCAUCUUGCAGUCUGCGGCUCAGAACAUCCACCAGUUCAUCGGUGGUCGCUUCGUCAUUGGUUACGGGCUCGCAAUCUCAGGGAAUGCGGCGCCAAUCCUUGUCGCUGAACUCGCACAUCCCCACUUCCGUGGCACGAUCACUGGUCUUUACAACACCCAGUGGGCGCUCGGAUCCAUCAUCGCCGCCUGGGUCACGUUCGGCACUUUCUCCAUCAACGGCCAAGCAGCAUGGCGCAUUCCUUCGGCUGUCCAAGCCGCUCCUUCCGUAAUCCUCCUCAUCUUCCUUCCAUUCAUGCCCGAGUCUCCUAGGUGGCUCGUCGAUAAGGGCAAGUCCGACAAAGCCCGUGCUAUCCUUGGCAAGUUGCAUGGUAAUGGCAAUAUCAAUGACCCGUUGGUCAACCUUGAGAUGGAGGAAAUCGAAGAGGCCAUCAAUUUUGAACGCCAAAAUGAGAAAGCCAGCUACCUUGAGCUGGUCGCCACGCCUGGAAACCGCUAUCGCAUGUUCCUUGGUAUCACCGUCGGCCUGUUCUCCCAGUGGUCCGGCAACGGUCUUAUCAGCUAUUACCUUUUCAAAGUGCUGGACAACAUCGGCAUUACUGAUUCCAAGACUCAGCUGCUGAUAAACGGCGGACUGUCCAUCUACUCCUGGAUCUUGGCCAACACUGGCGCUUUCAUCACCGACCGCGUGAACCGUCGUCCACAGUUCCUUACCGCAACUAUCGGGAUGAUGGCUUCCUUCGCUGCUCUCACUGCUGCGACUGGUGUGUACAACGAGAACGGCAACAACGCUGCUGGCAUUGCUGUCAUUGUCUUGAUCUUCGUCUACAGCGCUGCCUACUCGCUCGCCUGGACAGCACUUACGGUACUGUACCCGACCGAGAUCAUGCCAUACAACAUUCGUGCGAAAGGCCUCGCUGUCUCAUCCCUCGCCGUCAACCUUGCCCUCUUCUUCAACAGCUACGUCAACCCCAUCGGCCUGGACAACAUCGGUUGGAAGUACUAUUUCGUCUACGUGGCUUGGCUGCCAAUCGAGGUCGUCACCAUCUUCUUCUUCUACAAGGAGACUAAGGGUCGGACGCUCGAGGAGCUCGCUGUCAUCUUUGACGGCGAGGUUGCUGCUGUUGCAGGGAAUACUGACGCGGUCACACAUCCUGACGCAGAGAAGGCGUACAUUGAGCAAGCGGAGAAGGUGUCCUCGGAGGAACAGUUCGAGACGUCGUCUACGGCGGCAAAGUAGAGAGACGAUCGUCGGGACUCCAUCCGAUGCUACGUAGCGUGUAGGUUGGAAGGUCGUGGAUUGUAUGUUAUCACAGCUCCCUAUCCAUCAUCGUCUUGAAAAGACAAGAGUCCUUUCUUCUCCUUUUUCGGUUUCUUGCUCGACUUCCCGGGUUUCUCGUCCGCAGUAGGGCCCUCAUCGUCUGCACCGAUAGUUUUCCGCUUCUUCGCAGCCGCCCCUAAACCUCCUGAUGCCUUCUUAGAAGAGGAGAAGUUCAUCGUAAGGUUCUCCUUGAUAGGUUUGGCCUUCUCAGGUGGAGCAGAAGAUCCCAGAGCCAGUUCAGCACGCUGGCUCUUGGGUAGUGGAGGCAGGCCCUUUGCAGCUCUAUGCUCAUUCUCCACCUCUUCUGCACUUAGGUGCUUGCCCUGCUUGAGCACAACAAUCUGCGGUGCAUCGUCACCCUCUUCAUCCUGCUCCUUCCCAUCUUCCCG
Messenger RNA from Dacryopinax primogenitus, 1991 nucleotides. Its product is annotated as hexose transporter. Gene Ontology annotation, cellular component: membrane. Gene Ontology annotation, molecular function: carbohydrate:proton symporter activity. The record is from RefSeq and is a predicted model, not a curated record. NCBI's taxonomy places the organism in Eukaryota, Fungi, Basidiomycota, Dacrymycetes, Dacrymycetales, Dacrymycetaceae. Gene Ontology annotation, biological process: carbohydrate transport; transmembrane transport. The transcript is spliced from 8 exons. Bases 1 to 1521 code for a protein of 506 amino acids.